ACUAGAUUCCAGUUCCAUUGGGCGAAGUUUGCCAUACUUGAUUCAACCAAUCAAAAUGCCAGGAAACACGAUGGUGGGGGAAUCCGGAAACUUGGAUGUGGGUGUGGGGUGGGUGGCACCUUGAACAGUGCUGGUGGUUCCUAGGGACUGUUCUGCUUUUGUCAUGAACUAAAAAAAACAAAGUGAAUCUGACAGAAUCUUAGGAAAUAUUUUUGUGAAAGUAAAUAAAUAAAUGUAUUCAAAUACUGUGUCACCACUUGCGGCCACCAUCGCCUGUGUCGCUUCCCGACCUUCCCCUUUGCAAGUGUUGAUAUGUCGCCACAUAACCCCCAGACUGGGUUGUCAACUGCACAGAAUGUCGUUCAGUAGUUCAAAUCAUGAAAGGAACGAAACGUCUGAAACCUUGGAUCGGGAAAAGGCCGAUGCUUUGGUCCUUCGGUUUACUGAGGGAGAGAGGACUGUAUUAUUGACCGCGCUGCAAAGUUACCAAGCCAAGCAGGUGAAAUCAGAAUAUGAGGGUCAACUAGCUGCCAUUCGAUGGAGAUCCAAAUUUGGGAGACCAUCUAAGGUGCCUAAUGUGGGGAGUGUGGACCCUACAGGAUCUUUUUGCCCUGUUCCUGAAGAUUGGUUGAUGCGCAAAUAUGCCGAAACUGUGCCGAAGCCUUCUACCAAGCAACUCGCUUCAGUUGUGUUGCAUAACGCCAUACCUUUUGUUGGAUUUGGGUUUUUGGACAAUGCUAUUAUGAUUAUAGCAGGUGACUACAUAGAACUUAUGCUUGGAUCGAUCAUCACAAUAUCUACAAUGGCAGCUGCUGCACUUGGCAACACAUUUUCUGACAUCAUGGGUAUUGGCUCAGCAUGGUAUAUUGAAUCUUUAGCUGCCAAAGUUGGUCUUAAGCCUCCAGCUCUUUCUCCGAUACAACUUGACAUGAAAUCAAGCCGUUGGGCUGCCAACAUGGGACGGGUCAUUGGUGUUACAGUAGGCUGCAUCUUGGGAAUGGUGCCUCUUCUUUUCAUUGGUAAUGACAAAGAUAAUGACAAGCAGGAUAAAAAGAAAGAAUGAAUUCUUAAGGAGUGUGCCACUUUUCUAAUCUAAUAUAUUCUUCUUGCCGAAGCUAAAGAUUAGCUUUCACUUUGUAGGGUACCAUACUGUCCGGGACCAUACUGUUUAUCUUCUAAACACAUACCUGUAAACUCUAUUUUAUCUGAACAAAAAUUUUUGUUAUCUCUUUUAACAAGUCUAAUCGGUCAACAAAUAUCAUCUUAGUAAGGCUGUGUAAUCUUUAUCCUAUAGGAACUAGCUAGUUCUAAAAAAAACAUAAAUUUUGUUUUCUUUGCCUUUGUAUUCAAAAUCCCUUUUAUUUUUAUGUAUCUAUUUUGACUAGACCAAAAUCUUGCCUUCUAUUUCUGUGUAGUUUGUGAGGAGCCCGUCUGUAAAUUUGACCUAUUAGAACUUUCCUCUAAGCUAAACUAAAUUGAAGUGUUCCCUGUGGAACAAUUAUACUAAAUCUAAUGUAGUACCCCCAAUAUCCUCAUGGGCUAUUUGGUUUCAGCUGAUGGGCUAGAGUUUUCUAUCCUACAUUGUCUUUUGUUUUGUCAAUGUUUUGUUUUACUUAUUGUGCCUUUUAUUUUUUAACCAGAUCUCUCUGUAUAAUGUACAGUUCUUAAGCCUGCACUUGUAUCGUGAUAAUCUCUCUGAAUGUUUUUCUGGUCUUAGAUAGGAGUCAUUACGACAAACAAUAGACAGUAAACCAACAGUAAGAUAGUUUACUGUCCCUGUGUUCUAAAUCUCACUCUUAAUUAGAUCAUUAUUACUGAGAAUGUCUGUACAACAUUUUAUCUAGUCUGAUGCUUCCAGCUCCUUUUGGUGCUUUACAUCCUUUUAUUAAAUGUUAAAAAUGUGUUGUUUUAUUAACUAGAAACUGUUGAGUGUGGUUUUCAAAGCACAAAAUUUUAAGAUGGUUGUUGGGUAAUUUCUCUAUUAUCUUGUUGAUAAGCUAUACCCGAGUUCAUUGUUAAUGAAUGUGGUUUAAUCACGACUGAAGAACAGUGACGUCCUGCAACAAUUUCCAUCCAACAUGUAGAGUAGGAGUUAUUGUAUGUAUGUAAUAAAAAGUAAUGUUAUAUGUA
Molecule: messenger RNA, 2130 nt
Organism: Frankliniella occidentalis (western flower thrips)
Lineage: Eukaryota; Metazoa; Arthropoda; Insecta; Thysanoptera; Thripidae
Exons: 6
Coding region: 233-1063 (276 amino acids)
Cellular component (GO): mitochondrion
Source: RefSeq, a predicted model, not a curated record